Molecule: messenger RNA, 2854 nt
Organism: Phyllostomus discolor (pale spear-nosed bat)
Lineage: Eukaryota; Metazoa; Chordata; Mammalia; Chiroptera; Phyllostomidae
Gene: DLST
Product: dihydrolipoamide S-succinyltransferase
Exons: 15
Coding region: 78-1445 (455 amino acids)
Biological process (GO): tricarboxylic acid cycle
Cellular component (GO): oxoglutarate dehydrogenase complex
Molecular function (GO): dihydrolipoyllysine-residue succinyltransferase activity
Source: RefSeq, a predicted model, not a curated record
GCCCCACUUCCGGUUAUUGCUGGGGCCCGACAUCCGGUGUCCGCCCGCCCUCCGCUCCCGCCGCCGCCGCUGCCGCGAUGCUGUCCCGGUCUCGCUGCGUGUCUCGGGCAUUCAGCCGCUCGCUCUCCGCCUUCCAGAAGGGGAACUGCCCUCUAGGGAGACGUUCCCUGCCUGGGGUCUCCUUAUGUCAGGGACCAGGGUACCCUGACAGCAGGAAGAUUGUCAUUAACAAUAGUAGUGUCUUCAGCAUUCGCUUCUUCAGAACUACAGCUGUGUGCAAGGAUGAUGUGAUUACAGUCAAAACCCCAGCGUUUGCAGAAUCUGUCACAGAAGGGGAUGUCAGGUGGGAGAAAGCUGUUGGAGACACGGUUGCAGAAGAUGAAGUGGUUUGUGAGAUUGAGACUGACAAGACGUCCGUGCAGGUUCCAUCACCAGCAAACGGCGUUAUCGAAGCCCUGUUGGUGCCCGAUGGAGGGAAGGUAGAAGGAGGCACUCCCCUUUUUACGCUCAGGAAAACCGGCGCUGCUCCUGCUAAGGCCACGCCAGCUGAAGCCCCUCCUGCUGCAGCCCCAAAAGCAGAACCUGUAGCAGCAGCAGUUCCUCCUCCCUCUGCGGCACCCAUCCCCACUCAGAUGCCGCCGGUGCCCUCGCCCUCACAGCCUCCUGCCAGCAAACCGGUGUCUGCAGUAAAACCCACUGCUGCUCGUCCAGCAGCUGAGCCAGGAGCUGGUAAAGGUCUGCGUUCAGAGCACCGGGAGAAAAUGAACAGGAUGCGGCAACGCAUUGCCCAGCGUCUGAAGGAAGCCCAGAAUACAUGUGCGAUGCUGACGACUUUCAAUGAGAUUGACAUGAGUAACAUCCAGGAAAUGAGGGCCAGGCACAAAGACGCUUUUCUGAAGAAACAUAACCUCAAACUGGGCUUCAUGUCGGCAUUCGUGAAGGCCUCAGCCUUCGCCUUGCAGGAGCAGCCCGUUGUAAACGCAGUGAUUGACGAUGCAACCAAAGAGGUGGUGUAUAGAGACUACAUUGACAUCAGCGUCGCGGUGGCCACGCCACGGGGUCUGGUGGUCCCCGUCAUCAGGAAUGUGGAAACUAUGAAUUACGCAGACAUUGAGCGGACCAUCAGCGAGCUGGGGGAGAAGGCCCGAAAGAAUGAACUUGCCAUUGAGGAUAUGGACGGCGGUACUUUCACCAUUAGCAAUGGAGGCGUUUUCGGCUCCCUGUUUGGCACGCCCAUCAUCAACCCCCCGCAGUCUGCCAUCCUGGGCAUGCACGCGAUCUUCGACAGGCCCGUGGCCGUGGGAGGCAAGGUGGAGGUGCGGCCCAUGAUGUUCGUGGCAUUGACCUACGAUCACCGGCUAAUUGACGGCAGAGAGGCCGUGACUUUCCUUCGGAAGAUCAAGGCAGCGGUGGAGGACCCCAGAGUCCUCCUACUGGACCUUUAGGAGGAAGUCCCGCACCCGAUGCAUUGACCACGCAGGAACUGAAAACCGAAACCCGUCUGCUCCCUGCCCCCGCGUGGGUCCCGGGGAGCCUGGUGACAGACAGGCACAUGCUGCGGGCCUCCAGCCAGAGAGCCGGGGCACUCUGUAACCAGCAGCCACAGGUCCUUUCUUGGUGUUCCUACCGGGCUCUCUCCCUCCCUGCUCCCCCCUCGCAACACUCGAAUAUCUUAUUUCCUUAGGCUUGAGGGAGGGAGAGAGCCUUAACGGAUGCUCGUUGAUAUGCCUGCCUCUCUUCCAUUAGCCCUCUGCAGAGGUACUUUUGCUUCUCCCCUGUGCCAGUAUAUAUACCAUAGGGAAACCACUGGGGACCACGUGAUUGAGUUUCAGUCAUUUGAAAGAGUAUUCUCCCAGAGCUGCCUAGGAGAGUGCCGUGCCUCCCAGGCUCAGAGCAGCCUCUGCCCUGGCUGGCACAUUCUCACCUGAUUCCACCUGUGUGGAGGUUACUGACCACCGGCCAAGAGGUGCUGCUUUGCUUCUUAAAUGCACCUUCAUUCUCAGCUGUCAUUGACUUCAAGAUGCCUCUUCUACCUCUUCCAGGAAGCACAGGCCAGGGGUCUAGGGUGUUGGCAGUGUUGAGGGGGAGAGGGCAGAUUCCCCCUGAGGUCAGAAGUUGUAAACGAGGGAACAGACCCCAGGCCUGCCCUCACAGACUGUCAUAGCCUCACACCAGGAAGACCCGUUCUGGUCCAGUCACGCACGGCUGUGGCUGUGUCAACCUCUCCAGGUUGCUAGGAACCAUUCUAGCGCAUUGUUCUCAUUUAGAGCUGACUCCAGCACAUCACGGCGGCGGAGGGUGGGCCGGAGCCUGGUGGAGACGGUGAGGGAGGCUGCCCGUGCACUGGCUCAGAUCGACUUGAGCCUUCCACUCCUGUCGGUGUAAGCACGUGGACCGAAGGGGCCCUUCUGCUUCUUCCUGUAUCCUGUCCCUUAGGAAGGGGCCUUAGCUCUUCCUCUGCAGAACGCAGGUCUGGGGGAGGACAGACCGUGGUGGAAACCAGCCCGGGCACCUCCGAGGUGCUGCCCUAUGGGUCUGGACAGUCACUGGGAUUCUUGGAACGUGGUUAAAUGCACCUGUCUUGUGGAAAGCUACCGGGCUUCAUUGCUUUGAGUCCAACUGCAUUCAGGCCUGAGGCUACUGACACUUGACACCAGGAGCCGUUUUAAUGCCGAGUGCCCAUGUGUACCUUGAGGAAGGAGUGAGCCUGGGGGAUGGGGUGGAGGGAAGGGAUGGGAGCCAGUACUGAGUGCCUGCAGCAUCUACUAUGUCUUCACUAUUGAGAACUUGUAACUGAAAUAUUUAAAGAAACCGAUUUUAAAUGCAAAUUAAAGGGCAAAUGUUCGCAAACAGU